Molecule: messenger RNA, 2193 nt
Organism: Acanthamoeba castellanii str. Neff
Lineage: Eukaryota; Discosea; Longamoebia; Acanthamoebidae
Product: putative phospholipidtransporting ATPase ID (ATPase class I type 8B member 2), putative
Exons: 14
Coding region: 1-2193 (730 amino acids)
Biological process (GO): phospholipid translocation
Cellular component (GO): plasma membrane
Molecular function (GO): ATPase-coupled intramembrane lipid carrier activity; nucleotide binding
Source: RefSeq, a predicted model, not a curated record
AUGUCCGUCAUCCUGCGCGAUCCCACCACGGGAGUGGUUCGCCUGUUCUGCAAGGGCGCCGACAAUGUCAUCUUCGAGCGACUCGCUCCGGGCCAGGACGAGCUGAAGCAGGCGACGUUCGACCAUCUGGCCACGUUCGGCAGCGAGGGCCUGCGCACGCUGGUGUUCGCCACGCGGGUCAUUCCCUCCGACGAGUACGACGCCUGGAACGAACGCUACCGCCAGGCGGCCCUCAAGAUCUACGGCCGCGAAGAAGCCAUGGACGCGGUGGGCGAAGAGAUCGAGAAGGGCAUGGAGCUGUUGGGCGCGACGGCGAUCGAGGACAAGCUGCAGGACGGCGUGCCGCAGGCCAUCAGCACACUGAUGGCGGCGGGCCUCAAGAUGUGGGUGCUCACCGGCGACAAGAUGGAGACCGCGAUCAACAUCGGCUACUCGUGUUCGCUCCUCACGCAGGACAUGAAGACCCUGGUCCUCUCCUCGGAGGAGGCGGACCAGUCCGAUGAGGACAGCGACGUCGACAACAACGGCACGAGUGUGGUAUCGCCGCAGACGGCGAUUCAGGCGCUAGACCGCCACUUCCGGCACCACUUCGGCGGGCAGGUCGAGCCGUGGUCGCAGGCCAAGAUCGAUGAGUUCCUCUUCUCCCUGUCGGCUGGCACCCGGAUGCAAGAAAAGGAACUGCAGGAGUUGCAUAGCAACAUCAACAACCGCGGUAUCGAGCCCCGCGAGUUCGCGCUGGUGAUCGACGGCAAGGCGCUGUCGCAGUAUCUGCCGUCAUCGGGUGCCUACAACGAGCUGUCGGCGCGCUUCCUCGAGCUCGCCAUGCGCUGCAAGGCCGUCAUCUGCUGCCGCGUCUCUCCGCUCCAGAAGUCGUUGGUGGUGAAUCUGGUAAAGAAGGGGCUGAAGGCCACUACGCUCUCCAUCGGCGACGGAGCCAACGACGUGCCCAUGAUCCAGGCGGCCAACGUCGGCUUGCAAGCCAAAAGCCACAACGGUAUUAACUCACCGCUGGGCGCGCGCUACUCGCAUGUUGUGAUGAUAGGCGUGGGCAUCAGCGGCAAGGAGGGCCGUCAGGCCGUCAUGGCCGCCGACUACGCCAUCGCUCAGUUCCGCUUCCUGGUGCCGUUGCUGCUGGUGCACGGCCAGUGGUCGUACAGGCGCAUGUGCAAGCUGGUGCUGUACUCCUUCUGGAAGAACAUGCUCUUCGCGAUCACCAACAUCUGCUUCGGCUUCUACUCUGCCUUCUCGGCCCAGACGCUGUACGACAGCUGGGUGGUGUCGUUCUACAACAUCCUGUUCACGGGCCUGCCCAUCUUCCUCGUUGCCGCCUUCGAUCAGCCCAUCUCGCGGAAGCAGAUCAUGGACUAUCCGCCGCUCUAUCGCAACGGAAUCCGCCAUCAAUCCUUCUCGUCGUUCAAGUACUGGCAGUGGCAAUUGUGGGCCGUCGUGCAAGCGGUCGUCAUUACGAUGUUCUCCGUCGCCGCCUGUAGGAACGACAUUCUGUUGGGCAGCGGCCAGACGCUGGACGCCUUUGCGCUCGGACUGGAGAUCAUGACCGCCGUCAUCUUGACCGUCAACGCCAAGAUCUUCCUCGUCACCAACACGUGGACGGUGUGGAAUCACAUCGCGGUGUGGGGCAGCGUGGCGGCGUGGUUCCUGUUCAUCAUUCUCUACGCGCCCAUCCCGACCAGCAACCUGCUGGGUCCCAACCUCAUCGGGUGGGUCACCUUCAAGGCCAUGUCCUCGGCCUUUUACUGGCUCGGUGCCAUCCUCAUCACCGCGUGCGCCAUCCUCCCCGAUCUCGUCUACUGCUAUUUGAGGCGUACCUAUCUGCCGGAGAACUAUCACGUCAUUCAGGAGAUGCACCUGCUCAACGAGGAGGACCAGCGCAAGCUGCGUCGCCGGGAGCGCGCCAAGCGCAUGCGCCGCAAGCUCACCAGCCUGGUCAAGCGCAGGCACACCGGAUUCGCGUUCUCGCAGGCGCCCGGCGUGAGAGAUGUGAUGCUCACACUGGGCCUCGCGCCCGUUCCGUCGGAGAAGAAGGACGACAGUCAGAGGAGGAACAACACGCAACGCGAAGACGAGAUGGCCCAGGAUGACGAGGAGGUGUUCGACGACACGACUGCCCGUCGCGGCGCCAGGGACGACGAGGCCUUCCACGACGACCUCUCCAACGAACACAACAGCUACUGA